AUGCCACAUCAGUCGACGCCAAGAGCAUCCCCUUAUGGGGGGAUCCGUGGCAACGAGGCUGCCGACCUCCUGGCCAAGGAAGCAACGAAUAGGAACAAGAGCCCGGACCGACAACUACACCAUAAUGCAUGCAAACUCACAAGAUAUCUCAAAUCUCAAAUCACGACACCCUCUCGGAAGGAGCUGAAGAAACGGAUUUCCGAUCUCCCAAUCUUGCAGUCGGCACUGAUCAAUCAACUCCGAUCGGGCCAUGCGCCCCUCAACGCCUACCUUUUUAAAGUCAAACGAAGACUGGACCCCAUCUGCCCCUUCUGCGAAGGCCGAGAAACUACCAAUCACUUCCUCGACCUAUGCCCAGCAUAUCGAAAACCUCGGAGGGAACUUAUUCGGAAAGCCAGAUCAAAGAAGCUCAAGGAAGACAGGCCGGUUUCAUUUCUUGGAUUGAUCCUAUGCACGCUCUUGUAG
Puccinia triticina is the source of this 465-nucleotide messenger RNA. RefSeq lists its product as uncharacterized. Bases 1 to 465 code for a protein of 154 amino acids. The record is from RefSeq and is a predicted model, not a curated record. The transcript has 2 exons. NCBI's taxonomy places the organism in Eukaryota, Fungi, Basidiomycota, Pucciniomycetes, Pucciniales, Pucciniaceae.